Abrus precatorius (Indian licorice) is the source of this 405-nucleotide messenger RNA. RefSeq names its product antifungal protein ginkbilobin-like protein. The record is from RefSeq and is a predicted model, not a curated record. Gene Ontology annotation, cellular component: plasmodesma. Lineage: Eukaryota; Viridiplantae; Streptophyta; Magnoliopsida; Fabales; Fabaceae. The coding region runs from base 1 to 405 and encodes 134 amino acids. The transcript has a single exon.
AUGGGCAUUCCUACAAAAUGUGUAGCAAUUGCGAUUGGUUUGUUGUGCCUUUGGAGUGUUGCUGACAGCGUUCCCAACACAAGCAUCACCAACGUUCUCUGCAACAACGGGGUGUACACCUCUGGGGACCCUUUUGCUAUUAGUUUAAGCUAUGUUCUUGGAGACUUAGAGAGUGAAACUCCAGUCCAGAAAAAUUAUGACUACUACAACAUUUCGCCUUAUCCUAAUGCCUUUGCCUAUGGACAUGCUACUUGCAACCUUAAUCUGACAUCCUCUGAUUGCAAAACCUGUCUUGGUGCUGCUAAAACGGCUAUGUUCAAUGCAUGUCAGACACCACGGAUCGGGGCUCGUUCAGUGCUCCAUGAUUGUACAAUCAGGUAUGAGCAAUACCCAUUUGAUGAUUAG